GUUAUGCGUGCCGUAACAUCUCCACCUCCACCGCCCUUCAGAAUAGAACCCACGUGAGCUACGAUAUCAAAGGAGAUGUCGCUGUUGUGCGCUUUAACACCCCAAAUUCAAAGGUGAACACUCUAUCCAGACAACUGAACACGGAGUUUACUGAUGUCAUGAAUGAGAUCUGGGCCAAUGAAGAUGUCAAAAGUGCCGUCCUCAUCUCUUCCAAGCCAGGCUCCUUCAUUGCUGGAGCAGAUAUUGACAUGAUUAACAGCUGCAAGACUUCUCAGGAAGUGACUCAGCUCUCUCAGGAAGGACAGAAGAUGCUUGAAAAAAUCGAGCAGUCUCCAAAGCCCAUAGUUGCUGCCAUCAGUGGCUCCUGCCUGGGAGGAGGACUGGAGGUAUUGAACCAUUCGGGGGCUGACAAGCAGCAGUGGAGGUCGAUAGUGCUGGUUCUCUAA
Molecule: messenger RNA, 446 nt
Organism: Mesitornis unicolor (brown roatelo)
Lineage: Eukaryota; Metazoa; Chordata; Aves; Mesitornithiformes; Mesitornithidae
Product: trifunctional enzyme subunit alpha, mitochondrial-like
Exons: 4
Biological process (GO): fatty acid beta-oxidation
Cellular component (GO): mitochondrial fatty acid beta-oxidation multienzyme complex
Molecular function (GO): enoyl-CoA hydratase activity; long-chain (3S)-3-hydroxyacyl-CoA dehydrogenase (NAD+) activity
Source: RefSeq, a predicted model, not a curated record